GGGGGGGGUGAGUUGGGGCCCCGGCUCCCUGCGACAUGCCCAGCUUUCCUCACCGGCGGCUGCGGGGAGCGCAGGUGAGCGCCGGGAGGGCCGUUCCGGCAGGCGGCCCUGCCCCGAGUAGAUCAUUUCCUCAGGAGGAACGGAGAAUUCCUCUUCCCGCCUCGGGGGAAGGCGGCAUCUUGCCAAACCUCCCUCCGCGCCGCUGGACCCGGCGGGGCGCAGGCUGUCGUUGAAUUUGCAUGGAUUUAGAAGUUAAAGGAGUCGCUGCAUCCCCUCGAAGGCAGGCUCAGCUGUCAUCGAGGGGGAAGAAGAAAUGUCAGGGCUGGAGACCAGAUACACGGGCUACUCACGGUCCUCGCCCACCAGAGGUGCCAUGCCUAGAUCUAGGGAGGCUGCGAGAUUCUGAUGGAGAGGAUGGGGACUCUUACGUACCAUACAGUAGAAGUUAUCGUCGUACAUGCCCUCUAGAUCCAUCUUCAGAUUGGAGAACGUCACUACAAUUGCCAUAUGCACAGCAUCAUCAGGGUCAACAGUUUAAACAGGUGUCUAGAAAAUCUUGUCAGAAGAAAAUAGAGCAUUCUGUUUUGGAGCAGAAGACAAUACCAGAAAAUCUGCCAUCCCCAACAGACAGAUAUAAACUGAAGUAUCGUCAGUAUGAAGCAGAUAUGAAGGAAGAAUAUAAGCAAUAUUCUCAGAGAAUUGCAGAAAAGAAAAAAGACCACCUCCAGUGUCCAGAAGCUUCAAUAAAGGGUAUACAGCUUGAAGAUGGACAUAAAGAUGAUCUUACAGCUCUUGAUGAGAAAGCUCUCCUGCAACAAUGCUACACAAGCAAGCCCUAUAAUAUGCAGCACAGUAUAAGGAAAUCAGAAGCUGAGGAUGUUGCUGCAGAGAGGAGAAAACAGGCUGUAGUAGAACAAGUGAUGGUGGAUCAGUUAUCUAGAGCUGUUAUAAGUGACCCAGAGCAAUCCAUGCGUGCUGAUGUUUGUGAGGAAGCUCGUGGGCUUCUGGGACUUGGGACAGCACCAACGCGUUUUAGAAAAAGAAUGCUUCAUGAAACCAAAAUAAGGACCAAAUCAGGAUUAACUGAAAACAUGCUCUCUAACAAGCUACGUUUUGAUAGUAGGAUUAUAUCGAGAAAUGGUCGCGAUGCUUGUAGAGAGUUGAUUGGAUUUUUUUUUGCAUGUGACAGAUCCCUUACUGUGUACGAAUUUCGACAGUUUGGAAAAAAUAGAACAAACGCCUUGCCUUUCAUUCAGAAGGGAGUUUAUCAACAUCAACGUGGACGAAGGAAGGGAAAAGCUUAUGAUCUUAGUGACUUCUAUAUUGGAGCUAACCUAACUUUCCAAAGUGUUGAUCAUAACCUUCCAGAAAGUGUUAAGCAGAACCCAGUUCUCACCCUUCGUGUGAUAAGUAUUGAUGAAGCAGCUAUGGAUUUUCUAAAAUCUUCUUCUAUGGAAUUCAAGCAAGAGUGUUCCAAGCAAGUGGUCGAUGACAGCGAAGUUUUCAAGAAGAUUCAAGGUAUAUUCAGAGAGACACUAAGUAAAAGAGGAGUUCGGGUUAUAACAGGCUUAGGAAAGUAUUUCCGACAAGUAGAAAAGAACAGAAAUGGUUUUCUCUCUCAGGCAGCCUUUAAAGAAGCUCUGAAAGUGUUCCAUUUGGAAAUGCCUGAAGGGGACUUUGAAUCCUUAUGGCUUAUUCUUGAUGAUAGCAAGAGUGAUAAGGUCGACUAUGGAGAAUUUACUCGUGCCGUGUUUGGAGAAAUGAAUGAAUAUAGGAAAGCAUUUGUAAGAAAAGCUUAUAUGAAACUAGAUUUCAACAAAACUGGGAGUGUGCCUAUGGUAGAUAUCAGGAAAUGUUACUGUGCAAAGAAACAUCCUCUAGUGUUGGCAGGCAAAGCUACAGAAGAAGAAAUUAAAUCGUCAUUUCUAGAAACAUUAGGAGAGUCCUGCAGCAACACCAGUGAAGUGUCCUAUUCUGAGUUCGAAGAUUACUAUGAAGGAUUAAGUAUUGGAAUCAUGGAUGAUGAUGAUUUUGUUAAUAUCUUAAGGAACUCUUGGGGAAUUUAGAGUGGAAGAUGACAAAAAUGAAGAGGAGACAUUUUCUAAACAAGGAGUGAGCUAAAUAGGGAGGAUUUAGUCUUGAUGUGCAUUACUUCAUAAUUAGUGUCUUAAACUGAUUCCAGGGACUGAAAAUUUUUGAUGCUUUCAGAAUAAUACAUGGCAAAUUUCUUAGAGUGUCUGUUGAGCUAUGCUAACCGCUCUUUUUUAAUAUAAAUGCUGUUCAUUCCUUUUCAUUGGAAAUAAUAAAGGCUGUUCCCCAUACCAAAAGGCAUCAUUUACUUGAUAUUAAAGUGGCCUAUUUUAAAAUAAGAGGGAGUUAGAAUACUAAAAUGCCUGAAGGAGUAUAUGCAAGAGAAAAUUUAGUUUAUGAUGCAUUGUGAGAAGCUUUAGAUUUGACUGUAUAAAUAUCAAUGGCAGCUUUUCUUCAGAGUUUUCUUCUUAUAAAAGUAAUGUGUUUAUUCUUAUAAUGUUCUUUUGUCUCAUUUCUUGUUUCUUAUACUGGUACUUAGCUUGAAAGCAAGCAGGUCAUCCUUUUCCAAUUUUGAGGAUGUCUGCAGUACUGAAAGCACAGAGAUGUUCACACCAAUUAGUCCUUUGGCCUGUGGACCAUCUUGACUGAUCUUAUUUUUUUUCAUCUUGGUCAGGCAUCUGAAGCUGAGCAUUGAAUCCCAAAGGUUUUAAUAAGCACACAUAUAUUUUGUAAUACACUUCUUCUUUUCCUAUAUUUUGCUAAGUGGUUUUCAAAACAAAUAAUUUAUAUUUAAAUAUCUGGUUUCUUUGCUUUCUAUUGCUGUGAUUUUUUUUUUUUUUUAACUAAAACUUAACAAUGAUAUCCUUUGUCAAACUGAUAUAUAGCAUUUCUUAUCUACUCUGAAGGUGUAAAACAGAAAAGUGUAAAAAAAACCCACCACAACCACAUCUGUCACAACAAAAAUUAAACCAUUAAUUAAAAUAUUCCUUGCUACUUCAAAUAUUCAGCCAGAUAUGCUUGUCAAUGUAAUACAUCUUGUUAAUUCUGUGAAAUUAUUUGUGUUAAGAAAUAGAAAAUGUAUUAUUAAUUAGAGAGAGAGAGCGCGCGCCUUUGGUUUCAAUAUACCUGUCAUUAAAAUUAACUGUAUGUUGAACUGCAUUUCUUAAGCCUAUGCAACUAAAAUAUAUUA
Messenger RNA from Harpia harpyja (harpy eagle), 3220 nucleotides. RefSeq names its product calcyphosine 2 (gene CAPS2). Lineage: Eukaryota; Metazoa; Chordata; Aves; Accipitriformes; Accipitridae. Bases 240 to 2066 code for a protein of 608 amino acids. The transcript has 19 exons. Gene Ontology annotation, molecular function: calcium ion binding. The record is from RefSeq and is a predicted model, not a curated record.